Engraulis encrasicolus (European anchovy) is the source of this 2415-nucleotide messenger RNA. Its product is annotated as protocadherin gamma-A12-like. Gene Ontology annotation, biological process: homophilic cell-cell adhesion. NCBI's taxonomy places the organism in Eukaryota, Metazoa, Chordata, Actinopteri, Clupeiformes, Engraulidae. Gene Ontology annotation, molecular function: calcium ion binding. The record is from RefSeq and is a predicted model, not a curated record. The coding region runs from base 1 to 2415 and encodes 804 amino acids. The transcript has 3 exons. Gene Ontology annotation, cellular component: plasma membrane.
AUGGAAGGAAAAAGGAUAUACCUGCUGAUGUGUUUCGCAGUCAUUAACGUCGUCUUUGGGGACACAAGCUAUUCUAUAGUGGAGGAACUAAAGCGUGGAUCCGUUGUCGGAAACCUAGCAAAGGAUAUUGGACUCGAUGCCAAAACACUGUUAUCCAGAAAGGGUCGUCUUAACGCCGAUGAUGGGGAUGAGCGUUAUUUUGAGAUCGAUCGCAAUGCUGGCACUCUCAUUGUUCGAGACAUCAUAGACCGAGAGGAGAUCUGCGGAUCAAGGCCGUCUUGUUCUUUGAAAAUCCAGCUUGUGCUCGAGAAACCACUGGAAAUACACGGAAUAUCUAUUCAAAUUCAGGACAUCAACGAUAAUGCGCCGCAGUUUCCAACUGAGGCAAUUAAUCUGGAAAUACAAGAAUCAGCUGACAAAGGGACUCGCUUUUUGUUGACCGAGGCCCACGACGCAGAUGUCUUACAAAACACAGUUCAAGGAUACUCCCUGGAAAACAAUGAUCAUUUUUCUCUCAAAAUAAAUACGAAUUCAGACGGGAUGAAAUACAGCGAGUUGGUGUUAGAGAAAGAAUUAGACCGGGAGCACCAACAAGAGCACAGAUUAUUGCUCACGGCAUAUGAUAACGGAGCUCCUAAAUCCGGUACUGCAAUUAUACACAUCAAUGUGCUUGAUGCAAACGAUAAUUUGCCUGUCUUUACUCAACCGACAUACAGGGCCGAGUUGCAGGAAAAUUGUCCGUUAGACACGGUCGUGGUGAGAGUGAGCGCUACAGACGCAGACCAGGGAGUAAAUGGGGAGGUAACGUAUGAGUUGAGCAGGGUACCUGACAAGGUAGCAAGGCUAUUCUCUUUAGACAAAAUGAGUGGCGAAAUCAAGACGAUUGGACCCAUUGAUUUUGAGUCAGAAUCCAUUUAUGAAAUGCGCGUUCAGGCAAAAGAUGGACUGGGGCUGGCUUCUAAUGUCAAAGUCAUCAUUGAGAUAUUGGAUGUGAAUGACAAUGCGCCGACAAUUGUGGUUCAGUCUCAGAAUGAGGCUGUUGCCGAGAACAGCCCUGCAGGCACGGAGGUAGGGAUAAUCAAUGUCCAGGACAAAGAUUCUCGUGGUAAGCAGCAGGUUAUCUGCUCCAUCCAAGGAAAUGUACCCUUCAAAUUAAACCCAUCGAUUAAAAAUUAUUACUCGAUUGUAACAACAGGGCAGCUUGAUAGAGAAAUAUUAGCAGAUUAUAACGUUACUAUAACUGCUGUGGAUGAUGGCACACCACAGUUGUCAUCCUCUAAGACCAUUCACCUCUCAGUAUCUGAUGUGAAUGACAAUCCCCCUGUGUUUGAGGAGCAGUCGUACAGUGCAUAUGUGUCUGAGAAUAACAAGCCUGGCUCCUCUGUGUGUUCUGUUAGUGCCAGAGACCCAGACUGGAGACAGAAUGGCACAGUCUUCUACUCUCUGUUGCCCAGUGAGGUCAAUGGUGUUGCGCUCUCCUCAUAUUUAUCCAUUAAUGGAGACACAGGGGUGAUCCAUGCUGUGAGGGCCUUUGACUAUGAGCAGUUCAGAAGCUUCAAAGUUCAGGUUGUAGCCAGAGACAAUGGUUCUCCUCCACUCAGCAGCAACGUGACUGUGAGUGUGUUCAUAACAGAUGAGAAUGAUAACUCUCCUCAGAUAUUAUACCCUACUCCAGAAGGAAACUCCUUCAUGACUGAGAUGGUUCCUAAAGCUGCUCUUUCUGGCUCGCUGCUGUCCAAAGUCAUUGCUGUUGAUGCUGACUCUGGACAGAACGCAUGGCUGUCAUAUCAGAUCGUCAAGUCGACUGAUCCGGGACUUUUCACUAUUGGUCUCCACAGUGGAGAGAUCAGGGCUCAGAGGGACAUUUCUGAAUCUGACAGCAUGAAGCAGAACCUUGUGAUCUCAGUGAAAGAUAACGGACAGCCCUCUCUCUCUACAACCUGUGCCGUAUACUUAGUCAUCUCAGAUAACUUGGCUGAAGUUCCUGAACUCAAAGACAUGUCUUAUGAGGAGAACAACUCUAAACUCACAUCUUAUCUGAUCAUUGCACUGGUGUCUGUGUCCACAUUUUUCCUGACUUUCAUCAUCCUGAUCAUUGCUGUGAGGUUGUGUCACAGGAGGAAGCCCAGACUGUUGUUUGAUGGAGCAGUAGCCAUUCCCAGUGCAUAUUUACCUCCCAACUAUGCAGAUGUUGAUGGAACUGGAACUCUCCGUAGCACUUACAACUAUGAUGCCUACAUGACAACAGGCUCCCGCACAAGUGACUUCAAGUUUGUCACCUCUUACAAUGACAACACUCUGCCUUCUGCUACCACUCUGAAGAGGAGCCCAGGUGACAACAGUGAAUGCCUCAACUUCACUUCUCUCGACUUCACUGACACUGCAUCCAAAUGCUCCACUCUGGGGCGCUAUUGA